GUCAUGGCUCCACCGCCGGCCCAGCACUUCCCGCCAUAGGAUGACAUCUUUCUUCCAUCCCACUUCAUACUUCUUUUUCUUCAAGCUUCCUUCGACCACCCUCAUCCUUUUCCCUCUCCACCAACAGAACAACAAUCAACAUGGGAGGCAAGAAAGCCGCUGGCGAAAACUCCAAGAAGGCUGCGGGAAAUGCCCGUAAAGCCGAAGCCGCCGCCACCAAGAAAGCCGCCGAGGACUCCAAACGCGCCGCCGAAGAAGACAAGCAAUGGGCCAAGGGCUCGAAGAGCAACGCUAAGCGCGAGGAUGCCGAAUCCAAAAAAGCCGAAGCCGCGCGCAAGAAAGCUGAACGCGAUGCUCUCCUCGCCGCCGAAGAAGCCUCCCAGCCCAGCAAACCGAAGAACAACAAAUCGGCGGCCAAGAAAUCCGCUGCUCCGAGCCGAGGCACGCUCGAUCUUUCCCAACUUGAUGGAGAUAGUGGAGCCAGUAAGAAGGGGUCGGCGCUUAAUGCCUCCGGUAUUGAUAACGCGUUGGACGCGCUGUCUUUGACGGGCAAGGAUAGUGGGAAGGUGGAUCGACACCCUGAGAGGAGAUUCAAGGCUGCGUAUGCGGCGUUUGAGGCGAGGAGGUUACCCGAGAUUGAGGCAGAGAAUCCCGGACUUAGGAGGAAUCAGCGUGUGGAGUUGUGUAAGAAGGAGUUUGAGAAGAGUGAGGAGAAUCCGUUUAAUCAGGUGCAUGUGGCUUUUGAUGCUAGUCGGGAGGAGGUGGCGAGUGUGAGGGAUGCGGAGAAGAGGAAAGUCGAGGCUAGACUUACGCGGUGAGUUUGUUACUAGGUCUUUGGGGUUUGGGAGGUUAUAUAUAUAUAUAUGUGUGUGUGUAUGGUAGGAUGGUUGGGACUGUGGUGGUGGAUGGGAUAUACCCGGCUCUGUACAUUGUAUAGAGCCCACUGAGGAGGUCGAGGUGGUGGUAUUAAAAAGAUAAUAUAGAGCACCGCGAGCGCAGUGGAUGAUAACGAGGCAAUGGUAUCAUGCAAUCUAGUAUCCAGUACAAGGAAGAAAGCAACCACCCACACACCACCAGACAAGACAG
Aspergillus sclerotioniger CBS 115572 is the source of this 1086-nucleotide messenger RNA. Its product is annotated as DUF1014 domain protein. Gene Ontology annotation, cellular component: nucleus. The record is from RefSeq and is a predicted model, not a curated record. The transcript has 3 exons. Lineage: Eukaryota; Fungi; Ascomycota; Eurotiomycetes; Eurotiales; Aspergillaceae. Gene Ontology annotation, biological process: transcription by RNA polymerase II. The coding region runs from base 141 to 818 and encodes 225 amino acids. Gene Ontology annotation, molecular function: transcription coactivator activity.